Molecule: messenger RNA, 784 nt
Organism: Periconia digitata
Lineage: Eukaryota; Fungi; Ascomycota; Dothideomycetes; Pleosporales; Periconiaceae
Source: the annotation of a GenBank genome assembly
UCUCGCCUGGGGACGGCGUAGCCGCACUUAUACAACGCCAACCCCUCUCUCACCAGCAGCAGCAACAAUAAAAAAACAACAACAACGAAACCUCUCUACAUACCAACGAUCCUCAAAAAUGCCCCCAUUCCACUCCCAACACUUAUCGCCACUCUUCCUCCUCCCCACAGAGCUCCGGCACCGCAUCUACGAGUACUACCUCGCCUUCACGCACUCGUCGUUCCUCGCCGACUCGCUGCGCCCGACGGUAGAAUACCUCGACCCCUCCAAGCCCUACACAACGGCUCUCCCGUCGCUCCCGCAAACCUGCAAGCGCGCAUACACGGAGCUCGCGCCCAUGCUCGCCUCGACAGCCGCGCUGCGCGUGUACCAUCCCGGGGCGCGCAACGGGCGGCGCAUCGGCUUCGCGGUCCACGGACGCCUACGGUUCGAGCGUCUGCGCUGCCUGAUCCUGAUCAUCGACCUCGAGUACGCGUAUUGGAACGAGUGGCUGGAGUUCUUUGGCGCGGUUGUGGCGCGCGCUGAGGGGCUCGAGUGCGUGGUUGUUGAUUGGGCGCCGCGGCGGGCUGCGGUGCGUGCUGGGACGUGGGAGGUCAGGAGGGAUGCUAAGAAGGAACGGAUUUUUCUGGACUUGCUUAAAGGCUUGAGGGGAUUGAGGGUGGUGAGGUUUUAUGGGGAGAUGCUGGGGAGUUGGGCCGAGGAGGUUGAGGGGGGGAUGGAGGGGGGAGGGUUUGUUGUUCGUUGUGAAGCUGGACGGUGGUGGAAUGAACCUGGGUUUUCUUGA